Molecule: messenger RNA, 291 nt
Organism: Funneliformis geosporum
Lineage: Eukaryota; Fungi; Glomeromycota; Glomeromycetes; Glomerales; Glomeraceae
Source: the annotation of a GenBank genome assembly
AUGACAGUGAAUGAACAAAUGAAUUUUGAUGAUAAAAUUGAUGAUAAAACAAGCCCUCAAUUAUCAGUACAACAUCAUUAUUCGAAUAAUGUUUAUGCUUCUACUAGUAUUGAUAAUUCAUUGCAUGGGGAACUAUCUCAACUCUCGAAUAGUGAUAAUGUGUCUUCUAUAGAUGUAGGAGAAAUCCUGGAUGCCUUCAAAGUGCAAAUAUUUUUAAAUGGAUUAAACAAAGAGUUAGCAACAUUAGUAACGAUACAAAAUCCUAACACAUUAGAUGCUAUCAUUACUUAA